UCGACGCAGUACAUAAUUCUUCUUCAGCCUCACUGUGUCGGCCCACUCACACAUUCGCCCUCUGUUGCUCGUCUCCGUAAAAUCCCAAACCCACCAACAAACAAAUCGCUCACCAAAACCCCCCACGACAAACACACAAAGGUAUUUCAAUGUUUCGAAUGUAGGUCGUCGAUGUUGUCCCGCUCUCUCAGGUAUUUUUUUUCACAAUCUUUCUGGCUCUUAGCCCAUGGGAUCACGUGUUUGUUGAUGUCUGCGUCACGAAAGGGUGCUCCAGAAUCAUAUGCAAGUUGUGAGAGACUGAAUGAAACAAGUAAAAGGGGAGCGUGUUGGUCAGAGCUAAGACGCACUGACAUGGCGCAGUGGGGUGUCUGCCGGCGAUUCAGAGUGGUUUGCAAGGAUAAUGAAAAUAAUACUCAACUCUCAUCCACCGUAGUUAAGGAAGAAUGUGGAAAAGAUGAUGAAACUGUGCCAGCUGGGUCUUUUGUGACACCUGAGACCCGGAAGCGAAAACGUGUUACCCCCAGCCUUCAAAACGAAUUAAGCAUGGGGAUAGGUGAAGCCAAGCCAAAUCAAAUAGCUGGAAAAGAUGCAAAGCAGAGGCUUGGUAGCAGUUUCCAUAAGCGUAAACAAACCAAGCCUAGGGGUGCUAUAGACAGGUGGUCUACAGAAAGGUAUAAAAUGGCAGAGCAAAGUAUGUUCGAGGUCAUGAAAGCUGAAGGGGCUGUUUUUGAAAAUCCUAUUCCCCGGGCAGCAUUGCGAUUGGCUGCUCGGAAACGCAUCGGUGACACCGGACUGCUAGACCACCUACUGAAACAUAUUGAGGGUCACGUUGCACCAGGGGGUUCUGAGCGGUUUCGACGUUGUUACAAUACUAAAGGAGUAAUGGAGUAUUGGCUGGAGAGUGCAGACUUAGUCAAGGCUGGGGGCCCAGAUUCAAAAAGGUUUCCGCCAUCUUUUGAUAAACCUGUUGGUGGCCCCUUCCAUGAUCCCAUUUGUGCAGGUCAAGUGGAGCUGCUUCAAGCUGAAGUGGCGAAAUUGAAGAGGGAUAUGAAGGAGCUGUCAUCCAAAAAUCAAGAGCAAGAUCAUGCCAAUUCAGUUGAGGAUAUGCACAAGGAUUUUGUUAAAUUGGAAGCUAUUACCUCAAAACGUUUGAUGGAGAUUUCAACUUCAUUGAGUGGUAUGCAGGACAUGUAUAGGGAUCUGGUAGUGUGGAAAGAUAGAAUCGAGCAACAGGUAACAGAUAUUUCAACUACGGUGAACAGUCUUCAAGCAUCAAAUCAGCACACUUCUGUGGUUCCAACUUCCGAAGGAUGGGAAGAGUGGUUGGAGAGCACUAAUUUGGAUAAUAUUCCCGGGUAUGAAUUUACCUCUUGGAUAGAGAGCACUGAUCUGAUUAAUAUUGGGAGUGAAACUGCGCUGCAACCGCCUUGCUCCUCGACCCCACAAACAUAUUUGAAGCCUGUUGAUGGCCCCUCUCAAGACUUUGUUUGCAUUGGAGUGCCAGAGGAAGAAAUGGCCUGGAAGAGGGAUGGCCUGGAGCUGGGACACCAAAGGGUAGAAGAAGACCAUGCUACUGUAACCCCAGAUUCUUCCGUUACUGCUAACUCGAAGAUAGAUCUUGAUACUUCAUGUCUUCUGUUUCAGGAAAUGCUUACGGAGCUGGUGAAAUGGAAAGCUAACAUGGAACAAAGGCUACUGGAGAUUUCAAGUUCCGUUACUGCAAUGCAGGCCUCAAAGUAGUGAACUGACUGCCUGUUUAGCUAUUUAAUCUAAGGUUGAAAUGAUAGGAUAGGAUGUUAGUAAUUUAAUCUUAGUUUUCGGGGUAUGUGGUUGGUUAAUCACCUAUAGACUAGUGGGAUUAGGUUUUUGUACAGGUUUACAAAUCUGAGUCAUGAUACCGUCGACUUUGGAAUGGAUAAAAAAGGCAGGACUGACUUCUGACAUUUUGAGCAUCGGAUGAUGAACUUGUUACCCGCAAAAUUAGUCGUGGUUGAGAUUGUUGUGCUUUUACUGGUCAUGGGCUAUGUCCAAAGCUGUGUAGCCUUCUAAUGAGCCUUGUAAGAUCCUCUCUAGGAAUAUGCUUCUGAUACUAAAUCAUUGACCUAUGAAUUUCUAUCUAUCGAUAUUUAUAAAUUGUUACAUUUAAUUAUUUGCUUUCAAA
Molecule: messenger RNA, 2161 nt
Organism: Tripterygium wilfordii
Lineage: Eukaryota; Viridiplantae; Streptophyta; Magnoliopsida; Celastrales; Celastraceae
Product: protein DYAD-like
Exons: 10
Coding region: 172-1740 (522 amino acids)
Biological process (GO): meiotic cell cycle; reciprocal meiotic recombination; meiotic sister chromatid cohesion
Source: RefSeq, a predicted model, not a curated record